Wyeomyia smithii (pitcher-plant mosquito) is the source of this 1400-nucleotide messenger RNA. RefSeq lists its product as uncharacterized. Bases 287 to 871 code for a protein of 194 amino acids. The transcript has 4 exons. The record is from RefSeq and is a predicted model, not a curated record. Lineage: Eukaryota; Metazoa; Arthropoda; Insecta; Diptera; Culicidae.
CGGCGACAACGUGCUCGCACAACAGACUCAACUCAAUCGCGCGCGCCUGUUCAUGUGCUGCACAUACAAUUCAGGAUAGUUUUCCAGGAGACUGAUUUCUUUCCAACGGAUAUAUCUUUCUGUUGCAAUCUACAGUUAGUUGAUUCACUGACAGCCAGUGGACAGUAGUGAUAAAGAUGAUAAAUGAACGGGUUAAUAAUUGAUGCCAUCGUUGAACGGUAAUUGUGCAUCGCGCCGUGUGUAGUAGCGGUUUCGGAUAUCGUUUUCGUAGAAUAUUUCCUGCUGGAUGGUGGUUUUUAAAAAUUUGAUCACGAUGAAAAGAGCAAUACUGCAAAUAACUUUAUGGCUGGUGCUACUGAAGUCGAAUGUUGUGUUUAGCAAAGCGAUCGACGGAAAAUCGGAUUCUAGAUCGAAAACGUUGGAAAUUCCAAAAAUUCUAGAAGUGCAGUAUGAUGACUAUCCGAUGGUAGUACCUAAACGAGCCGCAAUGUUGCUGGAUCGGCUGAUGGUUGCCCUCCACCAUGCCUUGGAGAAAGGCGAAGGCGAGGACGCCACAGGUCGGCCCAUCAACAAGGUAUACCGGGAUGCUAAGUACGGAGGGCGUCCCGUUACGAACGGUAUGGUUAGGCAACAGCCGGCCCCACCACCGGUUCCACCGAGUAAAACAGAGCAACUGAUGAAGUCUUACUAUGCCGAGGCAGAGGCAGACGACGCGGAAGUGGACAACGCGAUUCCCGAUGAGCUGGAAGAACUUGAAAAUCGGAAGGAGUUUUUGGACGAAAUGAUGGACAUUCAGACGAGGGGCACUGAGGACAAAACGAAAAAGGGCCGGUAUUGGAAGUGUUACUUCAACGCCGUCAGUUGCUUCUGAAAAGUAGGAUAACACUGGAAAACACGGAUUAGUCGUCGCUGAUCCGAGGUGUUAGUUUAAAUUUACUAGGCUUUAUCGUGUACACAUUUCAACAUAUGCACAAUCAGAACAUUGCUUUCUACUACGGGCACACACAUUGAAGUAGAAAGAUCAAGAGGGCAAGAAAGAACUGAAUUUCAAACAAUAACUAUAACACUUUAACUCGUUGUAUAAUAAAAUUAUACACUAUGUCACUUAAAACGGAAUAAUGUUUUCAAAUGUUUCUUUUUUGUUGCUAUAACACCUGUUUGUAUAUAGAUAAGUUCUAUUGAAUGUAGGAGAGACGAUUAUUUAUUAGCUGCUGAUUAACCGUAAUCCAUCUUCGAGUAAAAGUCUAACCGAGUCGAUUUUAUAAAUUGGGAAACACAUACGAAGAAGCCAAUGUUGUAGACUAAAUUCUACAUGAAUGCCAUAGAAAAAAUACAGAUAUUGGAAAUUUCAAGAAAAAAACUAACAAACAUCCAUCGCUUUUAUUAUAGCUUUAUUUAUU